Molecule: messenger RNA, 969 nt
Organism: Brassica napus (rape)
Lineage: Eukaryota; Viridiplantae; Streptophyta; Magnoliopsida; Brassicales; Brassicaceae
Exons: 1
Coding region: 468-845 (125 amino acids)
Source: RefSeq, a predicted model, not a curated record
AGAAGGUGAACCAGAUGAUGACGGCUGAGUUAAUGAAUAUUACUUCUAUAUAAGGUCACGGGAUCUCAUUUCUGAUAUUCCUUUCCUACCGACAAAUUAAGCAGUCCUAAAACUCAAAAAAAUAAUAAAUAUUAUCUCUAAGUUGACAGUAAGAAAGUUAAUAACGAUGAUACUGCUACUGUCCGCUGUUGGUGGUGCAACUCUAAAAUUAAUAAACGGAAAUCAAACACAUUAUUGGUGACAACCUCACGGGUCAUAUUAACUAUUUGUCCGUAUGCAAUGCAAUACGUAUAUUUCUUGUAUGAUGAUAAUAUUUUGUACAUAUACUAUAUUUUGUAUAUAAGCAUAUACAUAAUAAUAUACGUGUAUAUAUAAUAAACCCAUCAAGAACCAACAAAUAGUCUUAUCAUACUCUACGUUUUGUUUCCACUCUGUUUCUUCUUUUUUCAUAUUUAAUUUCUGUGAAGAUGGGGAAUUGCUCUCAAAGAGCAGCUUCCGACGCUGGUGGCUCUUCAAUCAUGGAAGAAUAUUACAGAAGUCGGAGUUGCAGGUCGUUGCCGCCAAUAAAGGAGGAGGAAACUCUAGGGUACCUUGUUAGACAAGGUACACUAAGCCCUAGAAGAGUUGGCGCGACAAUUCAAGUGUCACCGCAAAGAAGAAACGGAGUUUGGAAAGCGAAGGUGGUGAUCGGAAGUAAACAGCUGGGAGAAAUUCUUGCAGUUGAAGGCAAUACACAUGCCUUGAUUGAUCAACUUCGGAUUGCCGCUGCAGAGGCUUCAGCGUCGGAGAUAGUCGGAGGUAGAAACUUAUCAUCCCGAAAAAGCAAAGAGAGUUAUUUCUGUUAGGUUUGAUGACGGCACGCUGUUAUUUUGUUUGUUUAUGUUCUACUUUGUAUAUCAAUUGGAGGCAAAAGUGUAUAUCGUACAAAAGGUUGAGAAUAAAUGUACCGAUUCUAUACUUUACUGACCG